GGAGACGUUGUGAGCAAUAAAUUGCGAGUUGUCUUAGAUUUUGGCCAAAAGUCAAGUGAAGGAGAAUUCAAUGGAAUUGAUUCUGUGGUCAGAGGAGUGGAGGGAAGCGGUAAAAGUAUUGUGCGAACCAUUGGUUCCGCCACAAGACAACGAGAUACUCGUGAAGACGGUCUACGCGGGGGUCAACGCAACUGAUGUCAUAACAUAUCAAUUUGGAGGAAAUGGAGUCGGAUAUGAGGCAUUGGGAGUGAUUGAAGCCGUGGGCAAAAAUGUUACUGAUUUUACAGCCGGACAGACAGUCAUAUUCCUAUUUGGCGUCGAUUAUAAUUUCAGAGGAUUCUCUGAAUAUAUAUACGCUAAGAGUGAAGAACUAACUGCAGUCCCUUGUCUUAAACCGGAGUUACUAUCACUACCUGUUUGUGGUAUAACAGCUGCCAUUGGAUUGGAUAACGCCGGAUUUAUUAAGAAAACUGACAAAGUAUUAGUGACUGCAGCCGCCGGUGGCACUGGUAUGGUAGCCGUCCAGUGGGCCAAACAAAAAGGGUGUUAUGUUAUAGGAAUGACAUCAACUGAAGAGAAGGUUACAUUUCUUAAAGAGUUGGGAACCGAUCGAGUGAUUAAUUAUAAGACUGAAAAUUUGGAUGAAGUGCUCACUAAAGAAUUUCCGGAAGGAGUGGAUGUGAUUUGGGAGACAAUCGGUGGUCAAGUAUUUGAGACUCUAUUUAAACAUUUGGCACUAAAGGGUCGACUAGUUUUGAUUGGAGGAACCGCUUCUUAUAAAUCUGAGACAAACGAUGUGAACAAUACACUCAAUAUUCCCAACGCCUCUAACUACGCUAAGAGUGAGGAAUUAACACCAGUUCCGAGUCUUAAGCCAGAGUUCAUAGCAUUACCUGUCAAUGCAAUGACUGCCUCUAUUGGAUUGGAUGUGGCCGGAUUUAUUAAGAAAACUGAUAAAGUAUUAGUGACCGCAGCCGCCGGUGGAACCGGUCUGAUGGCUGUCCAAUGGGCCAAACAGAAGGGCUCAUAUGUUAUAGGUAUGACAUCAACAGAGGAGAAGACAAAGUUGUUAAAAGAGUUGGGAACCGAUCGAGUGAUCAAUUAUAAGACAGAGAAUUUGGAUGAAGUGCUAACCAAAGAGUUUCCGGAAGGAGUGGAUGUGAUUUGGGAGACAAUCGGUGGUCAAGUAUUGGUGAAUCUGUAUAACCAUUUGGCACCAAUGGGUCGACUGGUUAUAGUCGGCGGAACUCCUAAUUAUAAGGAUGAGGACAAUAACGAUAAUAUUCUCAAAAUUCCUGAUCUCGCACUUAGAGUAUAA
This is a messenger RNA of Medioppia subpectinata, 1318 nucleotides long. Lineage: Eukaryota; Metazoa; Arthropoda; Arachnida; Sarcoptiformes; Oppiidae. The record is from the annotation of a GenBank genome assembly.